AUGGCCGAGCAUCAAUACAAAUUCAACGUCAGCAUGAGCUGUGGCGGCUGUUCCGGCGCCGUUGAGCGUGUUCUCAAGAAACUCGACGGCGUCAAAUCCUACGACGUAAGCCUCGAGUCGCAAACGGCCACUGUCGUCGCGGAAGACUCGUUGGGAUACGAGAAGGUUCUGGAGACUAUUAAGAAGACUGGAAAGACCGUUAACAGUGGAGAGGCGGAUGGAAUUCCUCAGGCUGUUUGA
This is a messenger RNA of Talaromyces marneffei, 240 nucleotides long. RefSeq lists its product as uncharacterized. The transcript has 2 exons. Gene Ontology annotation, biological process: copper ion transport. Gene Ontology annotation, cellular component: cytosol. Bases 1 to 240 code for a protein of 79 amino acids. The record is from RefSeq and is a predicted model, not a curated record. Gene Ontology annotation, molecular function: metal ion binding; copper chaperone activity. NCBI's taxonomy places the organism in Eukaryota, Fungi, Ascomycota, Eurotiomycetes, Eurotiales, Trichocomaceae.